AUUAGAUUCUCAAUCUAUUCUGAAGAAGCAAAUAAUAUUUAAAAGUCUGCAAUCGAAAUAAAUAUUUUUUGCUUCUUCGGCUCGCUUUGCCUUUCGAAGAGAUUAUUAUUAUCUGUUAGAUUCGAUUCCAUUCCAAUUCAAAGGUUGGUGAGUUGUUUUCACUUCUCGAUGGAGGUUUCCCAACAGCUCCGUUGCUUCUCCUCGAAGCCUUCGCCGCCGCCGUUUCCAGCGGCGGAAAGAACCUCCGUGAAGGCGUCGUUUUCCGCCGGAAUACCCACAACAAGAAUAAGGCCGAGUUUCACAGGUAUGAAGACCGAGUUUCUCGAUUUGGGCCACCUGGAGUACUACCACACGCCCAAGCCCAGGCCCAGAUUGUGUGUUGUUACUGCCAAGAAGAAGAACGAUAAGGAGAAAGUCAUGGCUUCGAAGAAGAAGAAGAAGACGUUGAAGCUUCUCAAGGCGUUGUCUCAGAACUUGUCCGUCUUCUCUGAUGUUUCUCAACUUCAGGAUCAUCAGGUUUUGGAAUCUGCAGAUGUACUACUUAAACACCUUGAAAAGCUCAGAGCAGAGGAGAAAGAGUUAAAGGUGAUGAAGAAACAAGACAAGGCUAAUCUCAAAGCCGAGCAGAUGGCGAUUAUGAUUGACAAUGACUCAUCAUCAUCUUCAUCAUCAUCGGAAUCGAGCGAAUCAAGCGACAGCAAGUGCGGUGAAGUGAUUGACAUGAACCGCCUCAGAAGCCAAAAUGCAGCCCAACAUUAUUAUGACGACUCGUUGUCCGCGGCUGCUCAAGUAGCCGCAGUGUUAGCAGCCUCACUUCGGAGCCUUCCAACUGCAAACGCAACCGAGGAGGAGCGUGGUUCUGAAGAUGUCACGAGUUUAUUGCUGCAAAAACACGAAAAGGAAUCCGAAUGCAGGCCAACAACUAGUGGUUGUUGUAGCAAGAGAGUGGAUGUGUGUAUGGGCAACAAGUGCAAGAAGUCGGGAAGCGUGGCGUUGAUGGAGGAAUUCGCGAGGCAGAUGGGCGGGGAAGGCGCCGUUGUGGGGUGCAAGUGCAUGGGCAAAUGCAGGUCUGCUCCGAACGUCAGGGUUGUGAAUAGUACUAGGGUUGAGGGAGCAACAGAUGUGUGUGUUAGGACAGCAAAGAAUGGUAAUCCGCUCUGCCUUGGGGUUGGACUGGAAGAUGUGAGUGCCAUUGUCGCUAGUUUGGUGGGAGAAGACACUAGAGAUUUUGGUUUGGCUGCUGCAGUUUAGAAGAAAAGCUUGGGGAAAACUAUUAGAUUGAGAUUGCAUUGCAUGCUAUUGGGAAUUUGGGAUGUUCAAGUCCAACCAAAGAGUGUUACAGUUGGACUAGAUACAAGAUUUUAUGUGAAUAUACAGAUCUUUUUCCCCUUCAGUUGUUUUAAGAUAUUAAUGCUACACCUCAAUUUAUCAAGUGAAUAUGUGAUAUUACUUUCUAGCA
Morus notabilis is the source of this 1459-nucleotide messenger RNA. Its product is annotated as diacylglycerol O-acyltransferase 3, cytosolic. The coding region runs from base 169 to 1251 and encodes 360 amino acids. NCBI's taxonomy places the organism in Eukaryota, Viridiplantae, Streptophyta, Magnoliopsida, Rosales, Moraceae. The record is from RefSeq and is a predicted model, not a curated record. The transcript is spliced from 2 exons.